Messenger RNA from Suillus plorans, 1390 nucleotides. Its product is annotated as kinase-like domain-containing protein. Bases 61 to 1380 code for a protein of 439 amino acids. The record is from RefSeq and is a predicted model, not a curated record. NCBI's taxonomy places the organism in Eukaryota, Fungi, Basidiomycota, Agaricomycetes, Boletales, Suillaceae. The transcript has 8 exons. Gene Ontology annotation, molecular function: protein kinase activity; ATP binding. Gene Ontology annotation, biological process: protein phosphorylation.
UCCGAUGUGUUCAUCCAUGGUGAUGGCACUGCGCGUAUUGCUGGCUUUGGUUUUUCCUUGAUGUAUUCAGAGGUCAUAAGUGCCUCUAAGGUUUUCUGGACUUCCACACUCCAAGAAAACAUACGAUGGAUGGCUCCUGAGCUAUUAGUAGGGUGGGAUAAUAGAUCUUCAGCUCGUCCGAGCGAGCAGAGCGACAUCUAUUCGUUCGGCGGUAUCAUGUUGCUGGUCUCCACCAACAAAGUUCCUUAUUAUUAUCACAGAGCUGAGGUCACUAUCAUCCGAUGCAUAGCUAGGUCGGAAACGUCCUCCAGAGCCCGUUAUCCUGAGCUCCCAGAAAAAUACUGGGCGUUUAUGGAGCGAUGUUGGUCUACUAAUCCUCGGGAUCGUCCAUCGACAGAGGAAGUUGAUAUAACGAUCAGGAACGAAUUUGACUCACUGUCGAGAUCUGAAAUGAAUCCUGUUGCUUAUGGCGACAAUCUCCCCCCUCAAGCAGCACUCCGAGACCUCUCAAAGUAUAUCUCCAAAGCUGAAGACCACCCUGUUGCUCGUGGCGGGUUCGCAGAUAUUUGGAAAUGCACCUACGUUGAUCGCAUACUAGCCCAAGUCGCAGUGAAAGUAUUGCAGGUAUGCGCUGAUGAUCAAUUUGGGCCAGCAAAAAUGAAAAAGACCAAGAGGAUAAUGCAUGAACUCAGAAUAUCUGCCAACCUCAACCAUGCAAAUAUUGUACCCAUUUAUGGUUAUACGUAUGGCUUCGGCCCAUUUCCAGCGAUAGUCAGUCGUUGGGCAGAAAGGGGUAACCUGUCGGAUUAUUUGAAGCGUGAGGGUGCGGCUCUUACUCUCCUUAGAAAAUUCCGGAUCCUCAGGGAUAUCAUAGCUGGCCUGCAAUAUCUUCAUGCUAAGAGUGUCAUCCAUGGUGACCUCACUGGGCCUAACGUGCUGAUAUAUGCUGACGGCACCGCUUGUGUUGCCGACUUUGGUCUUUCCUUGAUGUAUUCGGAGGUCAUAAGCGCCUCUCAGGCUUCCUGGACUUCCACCUUCAAUGGCAAUGUACGAUGGAUGGCUCCUGAGCUUCUUGAAGAGCGAGAGGACGGAACUCCAGUACGGCCAAGCAAGCAGAGUGACGUCUUUUCGUUCGGCGGUAUCAUGUUGCAGGUCUUCACCAACCAAAUUCCUUAUUAUUACCUCCGGUAUAAUCACAUGAUCGUCCUGCACAUAGCUAAGUCGGAAACGCCCUCCCGAACUCGUUAUCCCGAGCUCCCUGAAAAGUAUUGGCCAUUUAUCGAGCAAUGUUGGUCUACUGAUCCUCGGGACCGUCCAUCGACGGAUGAAGCUGAUGUGACGAUCAGGAAUGAAUUUGAUUCGCUGUCCAGAACUAGUUGAUUCUUGCACU